AUGCCUUAUUCUUCGACCUCCUCCCCUUCGCCCACCACUACUUCCAGUCCAUCACGAACGACCACAUCAGCUUCGGACGGUCUGGUACAAUGGGUAUCGUAUACUGGCGAAUCAACUACUACAAUUGAUUAUAUAGAUUCCAAUGGGAACUUUUAUGUAGCUUCAUCCUCAUAUUCAUCUUCAUCGCCUUUAGUCGGAUCAUCAAAAAGUACUUUGUCAUUAUCGGCUUCUACCGUUCAAAGUGGGAGUGGAACUUAUGGACAGUACGGACCUUCACCUACACCUAUCGGCGGUGCAAGUUCGAGUUCGGGCUUGGCAUCAGCGUCUAUAUCUAGUAUGAGUGGGAGUGGAAAUAGCACCGAACAGAAUGCUGGUACGAAUAGCGAUACUCAACCUCAAGGCAAAGGGAUGCCUUUAUAUGUGAUUAUCAUCAUCUCUGUGAUAGUUACGUUGGGAUUGGUGGGAUGUUGUUCAGGUUGUUGGAUAUAUAGACGAAGGCGAAAUAGAAGAAAUGGACAAAGGGCUAGAUCUAGGAUAAGUGAAAAUGAAAAUGAAGGUGAUGAAUAUAAGCACGAAGGAUAUUCACCAUCGACUACGACUGGUUCAUAUCCACCACCACUAUCUCAAAGGGAUUUAGCCAACAUUUUAAUCACUUCAUCUGGUCGAUCUCAAUCACCAUUAACGCCCAUACCCAACUCUGCAACUCCCUUCAUCCCUCAUUCUGGGCGAAGAGGAACAAGGACAGAUUCACUCUACACCGAUAAUUCAGAAUUUGACAUGCUGGCUCAAGAUGGUUCGUCAUACGCCAGAACCUUAUCGACUUAUAGUGAAGGUAUCAAUUCUGAAUAUUCCGAAAGAGAUCUCGGAGGUGGUGUUGGUACGGGGACUUACAAUUCUGCGACACCACUGCAGAUGAAUGGUAGAUCAUUGAUUAGACCUAGGUUGGAAGUUGAUACCAAAUCACCUGAUGGUCCCUCGUCUUCAACGUCACCUUCAAACACAUAUACGAACACAAAUACGAAUAAUACUUUUUCACCUUCACACUGGAAUACUCUCACUUCGAAUUCAUCUUCAAAUUCGGAUACCCACACUCACACUCGUGUAUUAACUGUCCCAACGGGUACUCUGAUCUCACCGUUCUCCGAUCCCGAAGUACACUCAUACGCUACUCAACCUCCCAUUUCACCAAUCUCAAUGACAUCUACCAAUCGAUCAUGGAGAACCGAAGAUGAAGUUUUACUUAUGGCUCGUCCUUCACCAUCUGUUAGAAGUCCAGGUAACAGCUCCAAUGGUUUACAGAGAGGUACGACGAUCGUUAGACAUACCGAUGGAGGAGCAGCGUUAGUUAAUCCUUUCGAAAGAGAGGAGGAGGAACGGUCACCCCCUAGUUAUGGAGAAUUAUAUCCUCAGGAUAGAUAG
This is a messenger RNA of Kwoniella botswanensis, 1419 nucleotides long. RefSeq lists its product as uncharacterized. Lineage: Eukaryota; Fungi; Basidiomycota; Tremellomycetes; Tremellales; Cryptococcaceae. The record is from RefSeq and is a predicted model, not a curated record. The transcript has a single exon. Bases 1 to 1419 code for a protein of 472 amino acids.